AUGGCCAGCCUCCAAGCCAUCAAGUACACGCGCGGCCGGCUGGACGUGCUGGACCAGCUGAGGCUGCCCCACGAGCACCACUACGACGAGGUGUCCAGCUGCGAGGAGGCCUUCGACUGCAUCAAGGCCAUGAGGGUGCGGGGCGCCCCGGCCAUCGCCAUCGUGGCCGCCCUGGCCCUGGCGGUCGAGCUUGACCGCGGCGCAUGCACCGCCAUGUCCGCGGACGACACGAUCAAGUACAUCGACGCCCGGCUGGACUACCUCAAGGAGUCCCGCCCCACGGCCGUCGACCUCACAAACGCCAUCAACCACCUCAAGGCGGCCACCCGCGCCGCAGCCCCCUCGGAGCCCGCCGCCGUCGUCGCCGCCUUCGUCGAGACGGCAGAGGCCAUCCUCGCCCGCGACCUAGACACCAACCUCGCCAUCGGCGAGCACGGCGCCGCCUGGCUGGCGGGCGCGUGCGGCGCGGACGACACGCCAGAGAACCAGGUCUCGGUCCUGACGCACUGCAACACGGGGUCCCUGGCGACGUCGGGCCACGGCACCGCGCUGGGGAUCAUCCGCACGCUGCGGGCCAAGGGCCUGCUGCGGCACGCCUUCUGCACCGAGACGCGGCCCUACAACCAGGGCAGCAGGCUGACGUCGUUCGAGCUCGUGUACGAGGGGAUCCCGGCCACGCUGGUGGCGGACUCGAUGGCGGCGGCGCUGUUCCGGCUGCGCGGGGCCAAGGGCAGGGAGGGGGGCAUGAACAUCGGCGCCGUCAUCGUCGGCGCGGACCGCGUCGUGCGCAACGGCGACACGGCCAACAAGAUCGGGACGUACCAGCUCGCCGUGCUGGCGCGGCACCACGGGGUCAAGUUCGUCGUCGCGGCGCCCACGACGUCGGUCGACCUAGAGACGCUCACGGGCGACGGGAUCAGGAUCGAAGAGCGGAGGGCCGAGGAGCUCACGCAGAUCAGCGGCGCUGUUGUCGGUGCUGACGGCGCCGUGGAUGUUUCCCAGACGGCCAGGGUGGCUAUUGCGGACCAGCGGAUCGGGGUGUGGAACCCUGCGUUUGAUGUCACGCCCGCGGAGCUGAUCGACGCGAUUGUGACGGAGAAGGGGGCGGUGGUGAAGAACGCCGAGGGUAAAUUUGACUUCAGGGAGGUCAUGCCGGAGAGGUGGGCGCAGGUUGUGGGCGGACAAUGA
Messenger RNA from Diaporthe batatas, 1188 nucleotides. RefSeq names its product S-methyl-5-thioribose-1-phosphate isomerase MRI1. The transcript has 2 exons. The record is from RefSeq and is a predicted model, not a curated record. The coding region runs from base 1 to 1188 and encodes 395 amino acids. Gene Ontology annotation, molecular function: S-methyl-5-thioribose-1-phosphate isomerase activity. NCBI's taxonomy places the organism in Eukaryota, Fungi, Ascomycota, Sordariomycetes, Diaporthales, Diaporthaceae.